AUGUUAAUGUUAAGUCGAUUUAGCAGGUCAUAUUCCAGAGCGCUUCUCGAAGAGAGCGGUAUCGUUAUCAAGGAUCAGGGACCUAAGGCACCUCAACAUUCACAAGACGGGAUUAUUCAGAAUGACAGCGAUAGCCAAACUAGCAGUGCUCUUGAAACGGCGUCUUUAAUCAGUUGUGUUACUUGCUUAAGUGAUAACACAGAUUCGCGAGGCGGGAACUCAUUGUUGUUACCUCCUAAUACUGUUAUUCCAUAUAGCAAGAUUUUAGACGUUAGAUUGGUACCUAGAGACAGCGCGUCUUCUGGUAAGAAUGAUGUAUAUGAUAAAUAUCCAGAUUCUGAUGCCUCUAGACCGGUCGACGAUUGUGACAAAGUUCAUCAUGAGAUGAGUAUAGAUGCAUUCUACAGAAAAGCGUAUCAUCCGGAGCCGGACCAAGGUAUACUUGUGGAAGUGGUAUUUGCUAGACCCAGGCGGAACGACCUUGUUCCUAAAACAGUUACUUUGUUAAUUGAUAGAUCAUCUGGGUUGCUUUGCAAUGAAGAAAAUGUGGAUGUUGUUGAGAAGAUUUUGGAGCGAAGCUACAAAAAUACCAAACGUAACAAAUCCAUUCUUGUAAUAAUCAAUCCGCAUGGGGGUCGAGGUAGGGCCAACAAAAUAUACGUUACAAAGGCGAAACCCAUACUUAUAGCUAGUGGAUGUUAUGUUGAAGUGUUUCAGACUUCGUACCCGGAACACGCCAUUGAGAUAGCCAGGACAAUGGAUAUCGAUAAGUAUGACGUAAUAGCUUGUGCAUCUGGUGAUGGCAUUCCAUAUGAGGUGUUAAAUGGCUUGUACAGACGUGAAGAUCGUGCAAAGGCGUUUAAUAAGGUGGCGGUAACUCAGUUGCCGUGCGGCUCAGGGAACGCAAUGAGCGUUUCAUGCCACGGGACGAACAAUCCGGCAUAUGCUGCGCUAUCGUUAGUCAAGGCAGUUGAAGUUCGAAUGGAUGUGAUGUGCUGCUCUCAGCCGUCGUAUUUAGAUGGCCCUCGGCUUUCAUUCCUUUCUCAGACUUAUGGAGUUAUCGCCGAGUCAGACAUCAAUACGGAAUUCUUGAGGUGGAUUGGUCCAGCAAGGUUUGAACUGGGUGUGACAUUGAAUAUUUUCCAACGCAGGAAAUACCCUUGCGAGAUAUAUGUAAAAUAUGCUGCUAAGUCAAAAAACGAAUUAAAGGAUUAUUAUUUGUUACACAAGGCUCGCAUUAAGCAAAGCACUCUGAAAUUAGAUUUUGACUUUUCAAACACAGAUUCCGGUUCUUCUGAUGGAUCAUGCUCCGGAGAUUCUAUAGAUGAAACGCUAUUUGAGCCUAAGUGGUCUUUGGAUGAUCCUGUACCAUCGGAUUGGGAGAUGAUUGACCAAGAUCUAGCUGAUAAUAUAGGUAUAUUCUACGUUGGUAAAAUGCCAUACGUUGCAGCUGAUACUAAAUUUUUCCCUGCUGCAUUACCGGAUGAUGGAAGUAUGGAUAUGGUGAUUACUGACGCAAGAACGCCGUUAACCAGAAUGGCACCAAUAUUACUAUCGUUAGACAAAGGAUCCCAUGUCUUGCAACCCGAAGUUGAACAUUCCAAAAUUUUCGCCUACCGCUUGGUGCCCAAGUUAAAGAAUAGCGUAAUAUCGGUAGAUGGUGAGAAGUUUCCCUACGAGACUUUACAAGUUGAAGUAUUGCCAAGAUUAGUGAAGAUGUUGUUGAAAAAUGGCAACUAUGUAGAAACAGAAUUCAACAUAUUAUGA
Eremothecium cymbalariae DBVPG#7215 is the source of this 1767-nucleotide messenger RNA. RefSeq lists its product as uncharacterized. The record is from RefSeq and is a predicted model, not a curated record. The transcript has a single exon. Gene Ontology annotation, biological process: sphingosine biosynthetic process. Lineage: Eukaryota; Fungi; Ascomycota; Saccharomycetes; Saccharomycetales; Saccharomycetaceae. Gene Ontology annotation, cellular component: cytoplasm; intracellular membrane-bounded organelle; membrane. Bases 1 to 1767 code for a protein of 588 amino acids.